Molecule: messenger RNA, 4328 nt
Organism: Bufo gargarizans (Asiatic toad)
Lineage: Eukaryota; Metazoa; Chordata; Amphibia; Anura; Bufonidae
Gene: ADCY4
Product: adenylate cyclase 4
Exons: 26
Coding region: 441-3674 (1077 amino acids)
Biological process (GO): cAMP biosynthetic process; adenylate cyclase-inhibiting G protein-coupled receptor signaling pathway; intracellular signal transduction
Cellular component (GO): plasma membrane
Molecular function (GO): adenylate cyclase activity
Source: RefSeq, a predicted model, not a curated record
AAUUCUUUUUAUCUGACAAAGGGUUAAAAAUAGAUACCAGAGAGGCGCUAUAGUUUGUCUUCUCUAAAGCAGCGACUGGUUUUACCUCAUUCCAUAGGCCUCUGGCUGUCAGGUAGAGAGCAGAUGAUUUUUCUGACACCCUCACGUAAAGUUCUGAAUCCAGGCUGACUCUUUCCGUCCUGCGUAGGUGAGACUGCGAGCAGGAAACCUGGAGAGAGAGAGAUGGCGAAGAGUGAAGAAUAGUCCUACUCUCCAGAUCCUGGUUGUCUGUGAAGCCAUUGCAUGCAGAUCCCGUGCAGCAUCAUGUGCCAUCUAUGGAGGUUCUACAGCUCUUUUCCAAGAACUUUGUAAAGGACCUUAAAUGAUGUUUCAUGUUCUUCUACCAGUUUUACCUUGCGCCUACUUUUUCCUGGAGCAAAAGACAAUAAUAGUUGACACAGAUGCCAGAGAAUAGCAGGGCUCACUUGGGCCCUUAUCCACCACGAUGGAAAAGUGGAAAAGAAGGUCUUUCCUAUGAGUCGCACUAUCGUAUGAGCCAGCAGUACCCAGUGAUCCUGCUCCUGCUGCUCAUCAUCUUGGCAAUAUGCUGCGCGCUCAUAGCUGUUACCUUUGGCACUGGCCGGACCUUCUCCGACAACGUGGGCUUCCUGAUAAGUGUUUUCUGCGCCCUGGGAGUGUUCACUUUACUCUUCAUUCUGGUGUGCAUAAAAAGUGUGCUGCAGAAGGGGAUGAAACUGUUGGCUCUUAUCAUCUGGGGAUGCUUAGUCGCCAUGGGCUAUGCCUUUAUAUUCACAAGCACCAUUGUGACUCCAUGGGAUCAGGUAUACUGGACGCUGUUUGUGACGGUCAGCCUGUACACCAUGCUACCUUUAAGUAUGAAAGUGGCAAUAUUUGCUGGGCUUAGCUGCUCCCUAUCACAUAUCAUUGUCCUCAGUGCUUACGUAUCUUCAUCAAGUCACCCGCCUGCCGGGGAAUUCGCCUUGCAGAUUAUAGCAGAUGUGGUCAUCUUGCUGUGUGGCAAUGUGGUUGGCGGUUAUCACAAGCGGGUCACCGAAAGUGCAUUAAAAGACACCUACCAUGAAGCUAUCAACUUCAUUCAUUCCCGCCGCAAAUUGUACUCGCAGGAGAGGCAGCAGGAGCAGCUGUUGCUUUCAAUUCUGCCACAGUAUAUUGCAACAGAGAUGAAAGAAGAGAUCAUAGCGAGAUUAAAAGACAAGAGACCGCAGCAAGAAAGUACUAAUAACUUCCAUAAUCUGUACAUCAAGCGGCACAAAGAUGUAAGCAUCCUGUAUGCAGAUAUCGUGGGCUUCACGCUACUUUCCAGUGAGUGCUCCCCCAAAGAGUUGGUACUCAUGUUGAAUGAGCUUUUUGGGAAGUUCGACCAGAUUGCAAAGGAAAAUAAUUGCAUGCGCAUCAAGAUUUUGGGUGACUGCUAUUACUGUGUGUCAGGGCUACCAGAAUGCUUGCCAGACCAUGCCAAGAACUGCGUCCAAAUGGGCUUAGAUAUGUGCCAGGCUAUCCGGAAAUUACGCAAAGCCACAGGUGUAGAUAUUAAUAUGCGCGUUGGGGUGCAUUCGGGAAAUGUGUUGUGUGGGGUGAUUGGGCUCCAGAAGUGGCAGUAUGAUGUCUGGUCACAUGAUGUAACACUGGCCAAUCACAUGGAAGCAGGAGGAGUGCCAGGGAGAGUGCACAUCACAGAAGCUACUUUAUCACACCUCGAUGGUGACUACGAAGUUGAAGAUGUAACAUAUAGACAGAGAGAUCCGUAUCUUAAAGAAAAUAACACAAAAACUUACUUGGUCAUUGAUCCCAGAACUAGUGCUGACAGCGAGGAAGAUGACAUACUGCCUACAAAGUCUUCCGAGGUCACCAAGACACGGGCAUCUGUCCGUAUGACACGCUAUCUGGAAUCUUGGGGAGCAGCUAAACCAUUUGCACAUCUAAAUCAUAGAGACAGCCUAAUACCGGAAAACCUCAGCACCUCCCGCAUUAUGGAACUACCAAUGUCUGCAAUGCCUCAGUUCGGGAAUACUGACAAGUAUCGAUCUCCAAAAGAAGCAAAUGAGUCAUCAACUGAUAACAGUAUCUCCAGUAUUUUGGAAGAACUUAAAUCGUUGAGGCAAUGGAAAAAAUCUGAUGAUUUUAACCGGGUCACUUUGUAUUUCAACCAGAAAGACAUAGAAAAAGAGUACCGACUCUCAGACUUGCCAUCCUUCAAGUAUUACACCGCCUGUUGCUUCUUCAUCUUUGUUUGUAACUUUGUAGUCCAGAUGCUGGUAUCUCCCAAGACCAGCACCCUUGGCAUCUCAUAUGGCAUUUCAUUCUUCUUAUUUCUACUUUUCCUAUUUGCCUGCUUUGCUGGACAUCUCUCUAAAUGUAUCCUUAAAGGCCCCCAACUUCUCCACUGGGUUCCUUCCCUCUCCUCUGCUCUCUCCAGCCGGCCCUGGUUGAGAGUGCCCUUUGGAAUCCUGACUGUUCUCACUGUGCUGUUUAUGGCAGUGUUUAACUUGUUCUUUUUACCAGAAACAUUGUGUCGAGUUGAGUCCAUGAAUGCAUCCACUUCAGCCACUGAAGUCGAAAUGCCAUACAGUUUGCCGUAUUACAUGUACUGCUGCAUUCUGGGGCUGCUCGCUUGCUCUGCAUUCCUGCUCAUGAACUUUGAAGUCAAGCUGAUCCUGCUGAGCAUCGCCCUGGUGAUAUACAAUAUAAUCUUCUUGCACACUCACAGCUGGCUAUCUGACUGUUACAUUGAUUUGCUGUCUAAGAGCCAGAACAUUUCCAGGCUAGGACUCCUAAAGGAGCCGAAAAUGAUGGGCAGUGUUUCAUUAUUCAUCUUCUUCUUAACCCUCUUGGCACUGGCCCGGCAGAACGAAUUUUACUGUCGGCUUGACUUUCUUUGGAAAAGGAAGUUUAAAAUGGAGCGUGAACGUAUUGAGACCAUGGAGAAUCUUAAUCGUGUUCUGCUGGAAAAUGUCCUUCCAGCUGAUGUAGCCCAGCAGUUUAUUGGGCAGAACCUUAGGAAUGAGGACCUGUAUUACCAGUCUUAUGACUGUGUCUGUGUCAUGUUUGCAUCAAUACCUGACUUCAAGGAAUUUUACACAGAAUGUGAUGAAAACCACGAGGGCUUGGAGUGUCUGCGUCUACUUAAUGAGAUAAUAGCAGAUUUUGAUGAGCUGCUUUCAAAACCGAAAUUCAGCAGUGUUGAAAAAAUCAAAACCAUCGGCAGUGCAUAUAUGGCAGCAACAGGAUUAAACGCUACAUCAGGACAAGAAAACCCACAGGAUGGAGACAGGAAUUAUAACCAUAUUGGCAUCAUGGUAGAGUUUGCUACUGCCCUUAUAGGAAAGCUGGACUUGAUCAAUAAGCACUCUUUUAACAAUUUCAAGCUGCGUGUUGGUAUUAAUCACGGACCUGUAGUUGCUGGGGUUAUAGGAGCCCAAAAGCCUCAAUAUGACAUCUGGGGUAACACAGUAAAUGUGGCAAGCCGAAUGGACAGCACAGGUGUACUUGGGAAAAUUCAGGUCACUGAAGAAACCAGUAAAGUCCUUCAGAAGUUAGGAUACACCUGUGAUCGCAGAGGGGUCAUCAAGGUUAAGGGCAAAGGUCAAUUGUGCACCUAUUUUGUUUCCACUGAUAUGGCACGUUCAGGUUCCCAGGGAAAUGUCCUGAAUUAGGUUUUGCAGUGGCAACUGGACUUGCACAGUGGACUUUCUAAGGCAAAAACCCAUCCUUUUUUGAACAUUUUUGUUAGCGUUCGACUACCAGAAUAUAACAAAGAAGCUGAUCUGUUCAUGACUAACAUAUCAAAAUAUUUUAGGACAAUCAUGACCUGGCAGUGAGGAUGCAUUCAGUCGCUAGCUGUGGAUCAAGGAAAAUAAUUUGUGCAUUAUGCCAACUUCAGGAUAUCAGCACAUAUUCAGCGGGCACUGCCAUACAGCACAAACCAAGAACCACUGAUGUUGUAUUCUUGGAAGUACAUGGACAAAGAAAUUGGAUUGUGUCAUGUCAUUUGCAGUGCAAAAUGACAUAGAAACUGUUAGAAACCUGCCAAAGGACCGUGUCAUAUCUCCCCCCUGUGGGGACUCUGUGUAUUGCUUCAAAAGAAAUGUGUGUCCAGCCUGUGAUACAACUCUGAGUAGAAUAACUGGAAAUGUGAAAGAAAAUGAGCAGUCUGGGACUGGCCCGCAAGAGACUACUACAGAUGUGUUUCCUGUAUUGUAAUACAUUCAGUACAGCACUGAACGUAUUGCUCUGUACAUAGCUAUAUUUAUAUACUGCAGCAUCAUUACCGUUGUAUUUAUUCAUCGUAAUAAAUUCUUGUUAAUAAA